UGCAACUUGCUUGUGAAGGGCGAGGUCUUUUUCGGAAACACACGCUGUUCUGUUGAGGCGCGGGGAUGCGCUGAGUACGAGCCGAAUAGGCUCGUCGCCGCUCAAGUAGUAUAUAUGAAGCGCUGAUUCUCCCCAUCUUUCUUCACCAUCCGCAUCACCAGCCUCGUCUUCCACCCAGUCUCAGACCCUCCGAAAAUGUUCGCCUCUGCCCUCGCCCUCCUCGCCACCGUCGCCUUCGCCAACGGCGCCGCCGUCAAGUCCCUCAAGCCCGACGCGGACCCCGUCCAGGGCCAGGGCAACUGGACUCUGCACGCCAUCGCGCCCACCAAGGUUAUCCUCGACGACUCGCCCGUCCCGACGCUCUCGUCCAUCUCCGCGUCUCUCGUGUCGGGCGAGCUCAAGAUGUACUGCCCCUACCCGGACUACCGCGCCCUGCUCGUCCCCGUCGAGGGCACGGACCCGACGCAGUACACGUUCGAGUUCGCGAAGGCGGACGCGGAGCUGGCGGAGGGCAGCAUCACGGAUGGGUGGACGCAGUCGGACCUGACGGACGACUACAAGUUCCCGGACCUGCAGAAGGUGGCGAACUCGAAAGCCGGCGAGGGCGUCUUCGACAUGACUUCCGCCAACUUUGACUUCCCGUCGCUUACCUGGAAGCCGGCGAAAGGCAGGGGAUACGAGGUGGUCCUGGACUACGCGCACGAGCCUACUUGCUAAACGCCAGCGCGCCGAAUGCACUUGGACCAGAGUUGGGCCUUGGGGAUGGGCGCGGAGAACUGGACGUCGU
Molecule: messenger RNA, 787 nt
Organism: Schizophyllum commune H4-8
Lineage: Eukaryota; Fungi; Basidiomycota; Agaricomycetes; Agaricales; Schizophyllaceae
Exons: 3
Coding region: 196-717 (173 amino acids)
Source: RefSeq, a predicted model, not a curated record